This is a messenger RNA of Mizuhopecten yessoensis (Yesso scallop), 1282 nucleotides long. RefSeq lists its product as uncharacterized. The record is from RefSeq and is a predicted model, not a curated record. Lineage: Eukaryota; Metazoa; Mollusca; Bivalvia; Pectinida; Pectinidae. Bases 95 to 535 code for a protein of 146 amino acids. The transcript is spliced from 5 exons.
CCGUAACUAACGACGCCAAAGUUUCUGUUCCGAGAGUUUCAAAGCGCCAAAAGCAGUGACUUCUUUUCGUUCUUUCGACUAAAAGAUUGUGAACAUGAUUUUCUUGAGCGUUGUGAUGCAAGUUGUUUACUGGGUGAUGGACCACAACAACCCAAAUAAACAACAAGCCAAUGGUAUCAAGCAGAUUUUGUCCCCUCCGCACACAGGUGAUGAGUCUGUAGUGGAACUAACCAGAGAGCAGAUAAGACUACAGAGUAUGUCCUUCAGUCCUCCUCCUCCUCUUCUUCCUGCUCCUCAGGAAGAUAGUAAGAGUCCGGCCCAAUAUAAUGUGAUGACAGAUACAGACAGACCGGUAACGGUCAAACCCUACUCAAUAACUGACCAGUACCACUUUAAGGGCUGUAACAGUGACGACUGUGAACGCCGACAUCGCUGGGACAAAUACCAGAUGGAUUACAUGGGACGAGACUCAUUUGACAAUAUCCUGGUCAGACUAAACCACAGUCUUGCUUCGGAUGUUAGCCAUCCACACUGAUGAUAUCCUCAAUGGAACCGGUCGCUGCUCAUUUGUAGGCAAAACACUUCUGUUUUAAUUUUGAUGGAAGGGGCGUGUCAUCAGGCAGCAUCAACAUGACAGCUAAGACAACACCAAAGAUCUAGAGAUCACAGAAAAUAAGUAAAUAUGAUGCUGAAAGGACAGCACAGUAGUUAUUGGAACUAUGGUGCUUACUAUUGCAUUAGAGAAGGAAUCUGGAAAAGGAUGCUGACUAUCAGAGUACACAUUACUUAUUUCAGGAACCGCGAUGUCAGAUCUGUAUAUUUAGAAUAAAGAUAUGAGAAGAAAGUGUAGUUAACUCAGGAAAUAUGGUGUUUUGUCUAUGUAAGAAGUACAUGAAGUGUGAUAAAUCUGCUCAUAGGAGAGAACACAGAAUUUACAGUAACCUAGGAGCUGAAUCUAUCCGUACGAGAAAGGCAUACCCUCAAUGGACACAUCAGGUACUAGCUUAGAACUACAUCAUUGUAUAGCACAGACUCAUUUUAAAGAGAUGAAUUGUAAUGGUGGAUACAGGAAAUGGAGGAAUGUUUCAAUGAUAUCAAAUAAGAAGUAGUGGCCUGAGGGGAGGGAUUAUAACACGUACUUGAUGUCUAAGUGUUUACAGACCACAUGUUGGAUACCUUACAUUGAAAUAUACAUUUGUCCGUUGAAACUUAUUUUAGAGAUUUUAGAGAUUAUUAAGUACAGAUUUGUGUAAUAUCGAUGAGGCAUCACUGACUAUUAUUC